Molecule: messenger RNA, 765 nt
Organism: Brassica oleracea var. oleracea
Lineage: Eukaryota; Viridiplantae; Streptophyta; Magnoliopsida; Brassicales; Brassicaceae
Product: protein SPIRAL1-like 1
Exons: 3
Coding region: 242-577 (111 amino acids)
Biological process (GO): cortical microtubule organization
Cellular component (GO): cortical microtubule, transverse to long axis
Source: RefSeq, a predicted model, not a curated record
CUAAUAGAUUCUUGAAGUAAAAGUGAGGGAUAGAAAUAUCUCACGUUCUCGUUUCAAAAGAGAUCUUUAUAUCAGCUUUUGUGUUGUGUGCCUAUAUAAAUCACAUCACAAGUCACAUGCAUCUUGCUUUCUCUCACUAACUAUUCUUCUUCUCUCCGAUCAUCACCUUGCCGAUUCAUAUCAAUCCUUGGAUCUGUUCUUAUCAGAUUCGUCGCAGAGAAGCAAGAUUGAGAGGGAGAGAAUGGGGCGUGGAGUUAGUGCAGGUGGAGGGCAGAGUUCUUUGGGAUAUCUUUUUGGGAGCGGAGAGGCGCCAAAGCCAGCCGUUAACAGCGCCUCAGCUGAAACUCAGCCCCCUCCUCCAUCUACUACACGACCUAAAACCGUUGCUCCAAAACCUGUUGACAUUACCAAACAAGGCCCAGCUGGUCUUAAUAGCAACUCUGCAAACAAUUACAUGCGCGCUGAUGGACAGAACUCUGGCAACUUCCUCACGGACCGGCCUUCUACCAAGGUUCACUCAGCUCCAGGAGGUGGCUCGUCUCUGAAUUACCUCUUUGGUGGUGGCAGCAGCAACUAGCAAAUGAGUACAACUGUGUCACUCUCUAUCUUCUUAUCACCAAGUCCUCCACUCAUUCUUGUUCCCUGGGAAAAGCUGUUUUUAUGAUGUCUAAAUAUUCGUAUAUGUAUGUGUUUCAUAUGUUGUAUUUCGUAUUUCAAAAAUAACACUGGUGAUGAUAUAUAUACCACAUUUCUAGGUUUCCAUGA